AUGAAAUGGCUGCGCCUGACGCCACGGCAGAUAGGCAGCGAGCCGGCUCGACCAGUCAACCAAGUCAAUGCGGUCAAUCUGGUCAACCCGCUGGAACCGGUCAAUACGGUCAACCUGGUCAACCCAGUCGAAGGAGCCAAAUCCGCAGGGGAGACUGUCAGGCCGUGGGCGAACGCUCAAGCCGCUCGCUCCCUGCCCGUGGAGCCAGCCGUGGAUGAAGGAUCCGCCAUACGCAGCAACGUGUACGAUCUACUCCGCGAAGCACGCCGCCAAUGUCGGGCUGACGGCGCCGAAAGCGGCGACAUCUGCGGCGUGGAAUAUGGCGGCGUCGGCUCCCUCACCGAAUGUUGCGGAGGCGGCCAGUGCGCGGGGAACGGCGGCAACGGCGGAAACGACGACGGAGGUUGCGAAAGUGGAGUCUGCGGGCGGGACGGCUGGCGCGAGCGGCCCGCGGGGGGACAGCCGAGCCUGGAGGCUCGGUUCAGGCUGGGAAAGGAGCUGGGGCUAGGCCAUUUCGGGGUGGUGCGGCUCUGCGAAGACAGGCGAACAGGGGAGAAGUUCGCAUGCAAGACCGUUCUCAAGUCGCAAAUAGCAACUCCCGAGGCCAUGCGCGAGUUACGCGCGGAGGUGCUGAUUCCGCUGCUGUUGCAAGCAGCGCAGAGGAAAAUGCAGGCGCAAGAAACGCGCGGCGAAGGAGAUGAGACGCAACAGGACGCGAGGAAAGAGGCGGAAGCAGGGCGCAACGAAGGCUGGGACGAUACUGCGCGCGGAGAAGGAGCGGGGGAAGCAAUGCGCGAGGUAGAGGGGGAGCGGCGGAAUGGAGUGAGAGCACACGGGGAGAAAGCGGAGAUUUAUGGGCGGGGUGUGUCAGCAGCUCGGUGUUUGAAGUUUGUGCGGGUAACGGACGUGACUGAAACGGAUCAGAGCACCGCCAACCGUCAUCACAACAGCGACGCGGAUGAUCGAGAGGCUGGGUGUACAAAGAGGAGUGAAAAAGAAGUUGACAGUACAAAUGUGAAAAACUAUCAUAAAGAAGGCAGUAAUGAUUAUUACAGGAACAGGCAUGAAAACGGGUUUGUGCGAUUGGUGGAUGUUUUUGAGGACGAAUCUGCAGUGCAUAUAGUGAUGGAGCACUGCGAGGGAGGAGAUUUGUUUGAACACGUGGCACGACAUGAGAGGCUCGAUGAACGACAAACUGCUACCAUAAUGAGGCAAAUUGCAACAGCAGUGGCAAAGAUGCACGAGAUGGGAGUAGUGCACCGGGACUUAAAGCCCGAAAACAUCCUCCUUACAAGCACAUCCUGUCACUCGGAUAGUCAUCUCUCCACCACCGACUGCUCCCACGUGGACUCUGAGAAAAAAUCACCUGCUGACCUCUCCCUGCCCUCGUUAUCAGCAGCCUCGUUGACACCACGUUGUCUCACAGUUAAGAUUGCAGAUUUUGGGUUGGCGAGAGUCUUAAAACGAGGAUGCAGGCUGCAUGGUUUGGUGGGAAGCCCAUUCUACAUGGCUCCAGAGACUGUCAGAGGGAGGGAGUAUGGUCCCGAGGUGGAUGUGUGGAGUUUAGGUGUGAUAAUGUACACUUGCCUUUCUGGUACACUACCGUUUUUCGGUAAAAAUCAGAAUGCGGUGUUUGCUGCGGUUUGCAGGGGAGAGGUUGAUUUGGAGACGGGCAGUCACUGGCCGUUGAUCUCGCACGAGGCGAAGGAUCUCGUCCGUCGGAUGCUGGAUGUGGAUCCCAAUCGACGGAUUGGAUCGAGCCACAUUGUCCAGCAUCCAUGGUUCAAACGGGUGGGAGCUCCUGGUGCGUUCCCGGCUCAGUGCUCGUUGACCGAGGUAAAGGCCAGCCAAUCACAGCGCAGGGGCAGGUUCAUGAUAUUUUCUGCUCCGUCUUCCCCGGUUCCUGUGGCACGUUGCAUGAAGAAUGUUGAUGGUGCUGGUGGUGCAUCUCGGUUAUCGUUAUCAUCUAAGGAUGAGACGAUCGAUAAAGCUACGGAGGAUGGUGUUUUGGGGUGUAGUCCGAACUCUGUUCUUGAUGGUAUUAACUUCGGGGAAUAG
Molecule: messenger RNA, 2058 nt
Organism: Closterium sp. Naga37s-1
Lineage: Eukaryota; Viridiplantae; Streptophyta; Zygnematophyceae; Desmidiales; Closteriaceae
Source: the annotation of a GenBank genome assembly